Molecule: messenger RNA, 779 nt
Organism: Sciurus carolinensis (gray squirrel)
Lineage: Eukaryota; Metazoa; Chordata; Mammalia; Rodentia; Sciuridae
Product: granzyme B-like
Exons: 5
Coding region: 1-756 (251 amino acids)
Biological process (GO): proteolysis
Cellular component (GO): cytoplasm; intracellular membrane-bounded organelle
Molecular function (GO): serine-type endopeptidase activity
Source: RefSeq, a predicted model, not a curated record
AUGCAGCCACUCCUGCUCCUGUUGUUCUUUCUUCUGUGCCCAAGGGCAGAGGCAGGGAAAAUCAUCGGUGGUCGGGUAGCUGAGCCUCAUUCUCAUCCCUACAUGGCAUAUCUUCAGUUCCAGACUACAAUGGGCAUAAGACACUGUGGGGGUUUCCUCGUGCGUGAGGACUUUGUCCUGACAGCAGCCCACUGCUGGGGAAGAUCCAUCAAUGUCACCCUGGGGGCCCACAACAUCAAGGAGAAAGAGAGGACCCAGCAGAUCAUUUCUGUAAGAAAAGCCAUCCCCCACCCAUAUUUUAACAGCAAGUUAUCCAAUGACAUCAUGUUAUUGCAGUUGAAAAAGAAGGCCAAGCUGACUGAUGAGGUAAACCUCAUCAAGUUACCCUCAGGAGAUUCCCAGCUUACACCAGGGAUGGUGUGCACUGUGGCCGGCUGGGGACUCCUUGACUUAAACCAACACACAACGAAACUGCAUGAGGUACAGCUUGAAAUCCAAAAAGACAAGGAAUGUAUCAACCAUUUCGGAAAGUCAUUCAACUCCACCAUCCAGAUUUGUGUGGGGAACCCAAAAGAGAAGAAUAAUUCAUUUCUGGAAGACUCUGGAGGUCCCUUUGUGUGUAACAACGUAGCCCAGGGCAUUGUGUCCUUUGGAAGUGAGUCUGGGACACCUCCAAGUGUCUACACCAGGAUCUCAGUCUUUCGGUUCUGGAUUAAAAAAAUAAUGAGAUCCGUCAAACUGCAAGGACAAGACUGAGAUGCCUCCAGGAUUGAUCUUCA